Molecule: messenger RNA, 3399 nt
Organism: Sodiomyces alkalinus F11
Lineage: Eukaryota; Fungi; Ascomycota; Sordariomycetes; Glomerellales; Plectosphaerellaceae
Exons: 3
Source: RefSeq, a predicted model, not a curated record
AUGGCCGAGGAACGUCGACGCCCGGCACUUGGUCGGGUGGCUACACUGGGCGAUCUAUACGAUGCCCGUCGGGAUGACUUCCUUCCCUUGAACUUGAUCUGCGGCGAAGUUCCGCCCAGCGCUGUUGAUUCUCACCCAAACCCCUCUCGAGAGACUCACUUCAGCGAGACCGAUACCUACACAGAGCGUUUCAACCAUAUGAAGGUCGAUCCUGAGCUUGCAGCUAGCAUGCUGGCCAACAUGGUCAAAGCAACGGGCGCUGGUGCCUACCUCACCACCAAGGGAUACCAAGGAAUGUCUGCCAUGACGACCCUUUACCACACUGUCACUAUCUGUGAGACGAGACUCCUCUUGAACAGUCCAGACCUCGCCGCCGUGUUGGAUACGGAUAAGCUUCAGAAUGACACUGCCACCCACGUUUUGGUGGGAAUCACCUGGGGAGCUCAAACUAUCCUCGCGUCUUUCCUCGAUGGAAACGAGAUCAACGGGGCGCCGGAUACUCAGCAAGGAGAUGUUCAGCCCGUGGCUCCCGCGAACACGACGUUCACCAUUUACUCGGACUUCCUUCCAGAUCACGAUGGAGUCACUCUGGCAUCCCGCGCUUCCGCCUGCGACAUCCUCCAAGCGAACAUGGACAGAUUUACUACCUCCAGUCAAGGCAAAGGCAGACCGAUCAUGCUCAAUCUGCUUCCUAUCCCUCUUCUGAGAUACAUGAUGCCGGGGAAUAUUCCCCAGAGAACCGUGCCCAAGGUUGGAAACCCAGCGACUCUUAGCGACUGUAUUCGACUCUUCGAUGACUGGGCUACGACCAUUCGAACACUGGAGGACACCUGUGAGGGCCUGCAUUUAUCGACAUCAGGGAAUCACAACACGGCGGCGAAGCAAAAACUGGGAUUCGCACUUGCGACGCAGAACGAGUUUCACAAGCGCUUCGUAAAGGCCCUGUCCGAGUGUCGGUCUGGGGUCGCUUCGGCCGAAGCAUUCUCCGCCCUACUGCCGGAAUUUGCCUGUGAUAAGGCCAUCUUCGAAACUCUCUUCGUCGAAUUGGGCGGCUUCCUCGUCAAGAAAGAAGUAGCUGACGAUGCUGUACGGCACGAAGAAGAGGUUUUCGUUUUCUUGUAUGACGAAACAUCAGGACACAACGCAGACGCAUGGGAUAAGAAUGCCGGCUUUGUGGUCGACUUGCUAUCACCCCACCAGCCUCAAGCAGUCGUUAUGGCCUGUGACUGCACCGGCGAGAUACCAGCUCUUCACACGCCCCGGGUUUCUCAUUACUGGAGAGGCAAACUUGUUACAGCCGACGUUCUAAGCAAUCAGGACGAGUUGGAAGACAAGUGCUUGGCCCAGUACGAUCCGGACCAGCUGGAUUCGACCGAGGCACCGCCUCCACGGGACCGACGGCCUGUGCAGAUCAAGUGUCCCGGCAGAAGGUGCAAGAACUCCGAUCCGCAGGACUGGUGGUGCUCCACCUGCGACCAGCGACUCGAAUAUGCCGACAGCUUCAUCUACUGCAGUUGUGGACGUGUCCCUCCUCGGGCAUUCAAGUUCAAGUGCACCUCGGAAGAGCAUGGGCGUAACUUUCUCAAAUACCCACCCAGCAUGCUUGACAGGCACCUGAGAAACCUCCAGGAGUACAAGGAGCUCAACAUACUCAUUCUAGGAGAAACGGGCGUGGGCAAGUCGACCUUUAUCAACGCAUUCAUCAACUAUCUCCUCUUCGAUUCUCUAGAUGAGGCGAUUGCCGACGAGGAGUUUUCGUAUCUCAUCCCUUGCUCGUUUUCGAUGCAGUGCGUUGAUCCCGAUGAUGAGGACGCAGGCUUUAUCCAAAAAGAUAUCAAGGUCGGCGGGGACGAGGACCACAACGAGAAAGACGGAUCGGACGGCCAAUCUGCCACCCAGGGAUCCAAGGUGUACCGGACAGCCAUUGGCAACCAGGUCUUGAGGCUCAUUGACACGCCUGGCAUCGGUGACACGAGAGGAGUGGAACAGGAUCAGAAGAAUAUGGAGAACAUCCUAGCCACGGUCGGCCACCACGAUAAUAUCCACUGCAUUCUCGUCCUGCUCAAGCCGAACAUGUCUCGUCUGACCCUGAUGUUCCGGUUCUGCGUGAAUGAGCUUCUGACGCACCUCCAUAAGGAUGCGGCCAGAAACCUCGUUUUCGGGUUCACCAACACGCGCCAGACGAACUACAUGCCCGGCGACUCGUAUAAGCCCCUCCAGACCUUGAUCAGGAGCCACAAGUCCAUCGACAUUAAGCUGGGCCGCGAGGCUGUCUUUUGUUUCGACUCGGAGAGCUUUCGGUGCCUCGCAGCCCUACGGGAAGCCGGCAUAGAAAUGGACAACAUUGACGACUUCCGAAGCAGCUGGGAUCGAUCUGUUCAGGAGGCGCGCAGGCUCAUCGCUCGCUUCGAUUCACUGAAGCCCCAUGCGACCCGGAACACUCUGAGCAUCAACUCUGUCCGGCAGAUCGUUAUUGGUCUCACGAAACCAAUGGCCGAUAUCUCCAGCAGCAUUGAGUCCACUAUCCGACUAGCCAAGGACCAGCUGGAGGAUUUGCAGGACGUGCAAUGCCGCGGCGAGACGCUGCGGUCCAAACUGCACUUCAAGAAGGUUGACAUUCAGGUGACCCAACUCGACCUCCCUCGAACCGUGUGCCGCAAUACGGACUGCGUGGAAUACAGAAACAUCGGGAAUGGCGAGCUCCGACCCGUGUAUCGCUCACUCUGCCACAACCCGUGCUACCUGAGUGGAGUCGCGCUGGAGGUCGUCGGUGACUCCAGGUUGGCCAACUGCGCGGCGAUUGAUCGACUCACACAGAUGUGCCGUCGUUGCAGUCAUCACUGGCAAGAGCAUCUGCACUUUCUAUGGGAACAGCAGGAGGUGAUUGUAGAGCAAAAGGACGCGAGCGUGGAGGCGCAGCUGCAGGCCAAUGUGUCCGACGUGGAGCUGAAGCGGCACGCCAUCGAGACCAUCAACCAGAAAAUCGAGGAGACAAAGCAAGAGCGCCAGACCCUCCAGGACGCCUCCAUUCGGCUCGGAUUGUUCCUCAAGGCCAACAGCAUCGCUCCGUACAACGACGACAUGCUCGCCUACCUGGACGAGCUCAUCAAGGAGCAACGGCAGACCGUGGCGAAAGCCAAAUCCGACCAUCUCCCCGGGGCCUCCCAAUCGGAAGCGAGACUCGAUUCUCUUGCCCGCAUGAGAGCGGAAUACGAGCAGAGGAUCCGCGUCCUGGAGCAGGGCAUGACGAGCGACGGGACCACGACCGUUCCCGACGAGACGGACAUUCCGGAUCUCCUGGACCAGCUGUAUUCGCUGGAAGGAUGGGGCGACACGCUCCGGCAGAUCAACACCGUCGCCACGGCCGCCGGCGCUACGGCCUACCAGGAGACGAACUGG